UGGGCGCUGCGUGCAGGGAUGUGGAGGAGCACAGCCGGAGGAGGAAGCAGGUGUCCUGGCACGUUGAGAUGUCUGUGGAGAACGCCCACCUGUUCGUGCACUUCCUCGUCACCGACCUAGGGCUACAGGAAGGUGUGUAGACAAGUCUACUUGUCUCUUUGGGACACUGAGAUUCCUAACACAAACAUCUCUCCAUGGCUCCUUAUCACAUCCGCAAGUACCAGGAGAGUGACUGUACACAGGUCCUGGCCUUGUUCACCAAGGGCAUGAAGGAGCACAUCCCCACCACCUUCCGCCACAUGCUGAGGCUCCCUCGAAUCCUCCUGCUCUUACUUGGGGUGCCUGUUGCUCUGCUCCUGCUCUAUGAUUCGUGGAUCCUGGCUCUGAUGUGCACCUUCUCCCUGCUCCUUUUCCUUUGGUUCAUUGCUGGAUACCCCUGGAAGCAGUAUGUGGCCAUGUGUUACCGUACAGACCUGGCUGACAUCACCAAGUCCUACCUGAGCUCCCGUAACUCCUGCUUCUGGGUGGCUGAGUGUGGGGGGCACGUGGUGGGCAUGGUGGGUGCCCUGCCUGUCAAGGAUCCCCCCUUGGGGAAGAAGCAAUUACAGCUGUUUCGCAUGUCUGUGUCCUUGGAGCACCGAGGAAAGGGGAUAGCUAAAGCUCUGGUCAGAACUGUCCUCCAGUUUGCCCGGGACCAGGGCUACAGUGAGGUUGUCCUUGAGACAUCGAUGUUUCAAUAUGGGGCCCUGGCUCUCUAUCAGGGAAUGGGCUUCCAGAAGACUAGAGAGUUAUAUAUAGACAUGCUAACAAAGCUACUGGAUUUCCGUUUAAUUCAAUUUAUGUACUGUCUCCCUUCUAUUCAGGAAGCAGGGCUGUAAUCUUAUUUCUCUAUAUCAGGGCAAGAUGGGACUCUAAAAUAGUAACAAGCAAACCCUGAGAUCUGAGUAAUACAAACCAUUAGAGCUCACAUUUUGUAUACUUCAGAUCUCAAUCAUCUAGGUGGUAGG
Perognathus longimembris pacificus (Pacific pocket mouse) is the source of this 1007-nucleotide messenger RNA. Its product is annotated as N-acetyltransferase 8-like. The coding region runs from base 195 to 878 and encodes 227 amino acids. Lineage: Eukaryota; Metazoa; Chordata; Mammalia; Rodentia; Heteromyidae. Gene Ontology annotation, molecular function: N-acetyltransferase activity. The transcript has 2 exons. The record is from RefSeq and is a predicted model, not a curated record.